Oncorhynchus gorbuscha (pink salmon) is the source of this 5145-nucleotide messenger RNA. RefSeq names its product stanniocalcin 1 (gene stc1). NCBI's taxonomy places the organism in Eukaryota, Metazoa, Chordata, Actinopteri, Salmoniformes, Salmonidae. The record is from RefSeq and is a predicted model, not a curated record. The coding region runs from base 176 to 946 and encodes 256 amino acids. The transcript has 4 exons. Gene Ontology annotation, molecular function: hormone activity. Gene Ontology annotation, biological process: intracellular calcium ion homeostasis. Gene Ontology annotation, cellular component: extracellular region.
AUCAGUGUACGGUCCAUGGAAGCCGCAUUGUGUAGAUGGUAGCCUACUUAGUAACCUAAUAGAAUUACAUUGUUGAAAACACGGCACUGUACAUCUUCAGAGCUGUAUGAACUAUAUAUCAGACAAGCAAGAAACACUAUUUGUAUUUUGUUAGAUCAUCAGUGAUUAUUGAAUAAUGCCUUUGAGGACCGGACUUUUUCUUCUAAUGGUGCUGAUUGCAUCUGCAUAUGAACUGGAUCAGAACGAGUCGUAUUCACCCAGAAGAGCCCGCUUUUCAGCAAAUACCCCUUCUGAUGUGGCACGCUGUCUGAACAGUGCCCUCCAAGUAGGCUGUGGAGCUUUCGCCUGCCUGGAGAACUCCACGUGUGACACAGAUGGCAUGCACGACAUCUGCAAGUCCUUUCUCUACAGUGCAGCUAAAUUUGACACUCAGGGCAAAGCCUUUGUUAAAGAAAGCCUCAAGUGCAUUGCCAACGGCAUCACCUCAAAGGUGUUCCCCACCAUCCGCCGCUGCUCCACCUUCCAAAGAAUGAUCUCAGAGGUUCAGGAGGAGUGCUACAGCAAGCUAGAUAUCUGCACUAUCGCCCGCAUCAACCCAGAUGCCAUUGGAGAGGUGGCACAGCUCCCAAGCCACUUCCCCAACAGGUUUUACGGUAAGCUCCUCCAGAGCCUGAUGGACUGUGAUGAGGAGACUGUGGACCUGGUGAGGGCCAGUAUGGUGUCCAGGCUUGGCCCAGAGAUGACUAUUCUCUUCCAGCUGCUGCAGAACAAGCCCUGCCCCUCGGCUGCUGCUGCUAUUGCUGCUGCCAUUCCAACUGGAGUGGAGGGCCGUGGGAGCUUGCAGUGGUCCAUGGGUCCACACAUGUAUAAGAUCCAGCCUGGUCUACGCAACAGAGACUCUGCCAGCCAUUUAGGCAAGAAGCGUGCCACUGGUGACAGCUCCUAACUCCCACUCAGAUCCGGAAACUACACACACCCCUCAAAAACAUAAACAAGCUAACAGUGGUCUCUUCACUUGGGUAUUUAAGAAUCAUUCCUCUCCAGACUGGAAAAUAACAUGCACCUCUAAGAGAAUAGCCAAUGUGUUUCAAGUAUGUUUAACAUCAAAGUUUGAGUUGUUGUGUGAGGUACCUUAGGUUUGAGAGGAUCCCCUCCCCUAAACUAUUUCCUAACUCUUAUCACUCACACUGUUUGUUCAUUGAACAUGUUGUUAUUGUAGCACCACAACUUGGCCCUGUUCAUUCCUGUUCACUUCCCAUACUUGAUAUAGUAUCAUCUGAGAGCCAAGUAUCAUCUGAGAGCCUAGUGAGGAUGAUGUCCCUCUAAGUUUUCUGUCUAGGAUUUCAAGCAUAAACCUGCAGGUAUGGUUCAUAUCUAUAGAGCACAAGUGUUUCCAAAUCAUUUCGGUUGCAAUAUUCAAAUGUGCAUCCAUUAGUAGAAUAUCAAUUGAUAAGUCAACAAUAUCUUCAUCAAUAGAUCAUUAUUAAUAGACGUUUCAUACAGUUUAUGUGAGAUAUUUCUAUAUUAUGAGAUUAGUCAAAUGAGUGUGCUAUAUAAAUCAGUGUCACGUAGUCACUGACACAAACAGGAUUUAUUUAUUUAUUAAUUAUUCGUCUCAGAUGGCCACAGCUAGCUCUGUGAGAGAGGCGUGUCCCUCAGAUGAGAGCAAUCCUAAUCAACUUUGCGCAGGAAGCUACUUUAGACCGACCAAAUAACUUGAAACCACCCAAAAUGUUAUUCAAACCAGACUUAAAUGUGGUGGAAGGUGUUUAGCUAACGCCAAAUACCAGAGAAUAUAGCAUUGUUUAGAUACAACUACAUAUGUUCUGUCCUGAAACACUCAGUUCACAAUAAGUACGGACCAGCAGUGUAACUUAUGAGCAGGUGACCUUCUGAGAUUGAUAGAGGUCACACCCUUGGACUGAUGAACAAUAUUCUCCCUGGUGAAUAUGACACGGAGGGGUUGGAUCAUACACACUGACUUCCAGUGUUGAUAAUGACUAUUUAAAAGCCUUGUUGGUAUAACAUUGAUAUUUAUUUUCCUACUAUAUUUAACUUGUUAUUUUAUGAUGUUGCUGUAGUUUUAGUUACAGAUAUAUACAAUUUUAAAGUGCAGUUUGGUCAUGGCUCCUAUGUCAAUGGGGGCUCAUGAUCAAAUACUAUAGUAUCUGCCAUUCUCCACACUUUCCCCUCUGUUGACUGAAUAGGACUCAUGGUAUGACUCUGUGCUGGACAUAGGGGAACAACAUUGUCACUUAUGUACUGUUGCAAGGGGACUUUGUGUUUAUUUUCCAAACCCAGUUAAUAAUGUUAUAAAGCUAGAGAGAAAUUGUGGUCAAGCCAUUCAUUGUACAUUUAACAAACAGCUAAACUUGAAGACGGAACUGCAAAGCAUUUGCUGAAUCUAUUCUUAACAUCAUGCAAAAUAAUGUAUCUCUCAGAAAGCUUACCCUAGUGACAUAACUCCAUUAAUUAGUGCUUCAACAGGGGGAGAUGAAUUCAUAAGAUGUUGAGCAGUGUAUUCUCACAGUGCACAUGCCUGGCUGAGGGAGACGUACAACAGGGGGAGAUGAAUUCAUAAGAUGUUGAGCAGUGUAUUCUCACAGUGCACAUGCCUGGCCGAGGGAGACGUACAACAGGGGGAGAUGAAUUCAUAAGAUGUUGAGCAGUGUAUUCUCACAGUGCACAUGCCUGGCCGAGGGAGACGUACAACAGGGGGAGAUGAAUUCAUAAGAUGUUGAGCAGUGUAUUCUCACAGUGCACAUGCCUGGCUGGGGGAGACGUACAACAGGGGGAGAUGAAUUCAUAAGAUGUUGAGCAGUGUAUUCUCACAGUGCACAUGCCUGGCCGAGGGAGACGUACAACAGGGGGAAAGAUCAUUAAAGAGAUGUGAUGGUUUUACAAUACAAAAUCAUUUGAAAUGUUAAGAACUCACAAACCUAUGCAAUAAUCUCUCAUAUGGAGGAUUCACAGUAACACACAAACAUGCCCUUUGUCACAAACAAAGCCAGCUGAUGCUGAAUAUAUGUGGCAGCAGCUUAUUUGCUCCCAUACGUAUAGUGAAGUAGCAGACAACGUGCCCCUGGACUCCCCCUUUCUGUUGCUGACUUUGUUGCUGUGGUCUCUGUUGUAUUGUUUUUUUGUUUAGUAUUUUUCUUGGGAUAUAAUAUCUUGCUUUUAGUAGCAAUAUUGUGUAUAUUCAAAAUAAAAAAGUAAGGAAAAAAAUCCCUCAGAAAUGUUAAGACUGUAUUACUUAUGUUACAUGUGCACUUUGCAUCUCUUAUGACCACUAAAGGGCCACUGAAUUGUUCAACACUUGUGAUGGGUCCUUUCUGUACUGUUAAUAUCUCUGUCUGUAAUAGCUGGACAAAUCCAGAACAGUUGCUGCUAAAGAAUAGCUUGCUCCCUUGUAUGAUGGAUUAUAAUUUCCCCUAAAACAUUUACUUGGAUAUCUUUGGUAAAAACCCAUUCACAGAACCUAGCAUCAAUCUGUAAACUUGCAUUUUACCAUUUACAUUCAGUUUGGCACUUCUUCUGGAAUUUGUACAUUUCUUUGAAUGUUGCUUGCAGUGAAUAUAUGCCAAUGGUGUUCUGUUUAUUUCCUCUCCCUUGAGACUAUGCUUAUACAUCCAAGUUCUGGGUAACUUCAGAGAAUGUAUCUUAUAUUGAAUGUCUGUUCUGAUGAGGAUGUGCCCAAACCUAGAUGGUUCGUUAACGUAUCUUAGAAUGUGUGUUUCGUUUAAAGGUGGUGUAUGAAAGUCUGAGAAUUAAAUUAAAUUAACAGACUUACAAGUCAGAUUUUGUUAUUUCAAGACAUGUUUUGUUCAUUAGCCUUUUACUGCAGUGGGCUAAAUCAGGGUCAACAAAUCUAUUUUAGGUGUGUUCAUAAAUUCACUCUGAAGUACCAAUGUGCUCUGGGCGUUUGUAAAUUCAUAGCUUUUUCAGAGCACACACUGCACGCUCUGGCCGAGGAGUAGGAUUGAUCCACGCUUCCUGACCUCACAACUGCACUUAAGCACCCAAGCUAACUGGCUGAAGUUUGCUUGCUAGCUACUUCCAGACACAAAUGACAGAACACCUCACUCUGACCAUUUUACUCACCCCAGCAGAGCUGGUUUUCAUGUUACGUAGAGCGUUGUUGACUAAUUGUUCUGCUGACAACAAUUUAAUUAUGUUUUUUGCUAACAUUUACUGACACCGGUCAUAAAUUGCUCAGUUAUUCUGUGCUUUUGCACACUCAGAUGAGAGUGUCCGGAAAUCGGCGUAGAUAGCCGGAGUGGAUUUACUAACGCACCCUUUGAAACAAAAGUAUACACCUCACACACGUGGUUAUGGGCUUGAUAAAUGAAGACACCUGUACCAUGUAAGAUAUAGAGUUGAAAUGUAUUCCAUUUUAAGUUUGCAUCCCAAUAUUACACUUUGUAUACAUCACAGAACACUGAAAUAUAACAAAACCUUUUGCAAAGAAACACCGGAUCUUAUGCGUUAAAAAAAAUACAUGUUUAUGAAUUAUGAAAAAUAUGAAUAAUUCCACCCAUGAGGCCACUAAUUCCAGCCAGUUGGUCAUUUGACUGCAGGAAAGGGCUACGCUAUUUGUUGCAAAUCAAGAUUAGGGUGAAUUUGGGGUGGUAGGCCUACUGCAUUAUUAGCUAGAUCUAUAGCUAAAUCUAUCCAUAGUGAAAUCAUCAGCAGCAUUUUCUUUUGAUACACUAUACGUUUAGGGCAGGUUGGGGACUGGGCUCCCUGAACUCUGGAACUUCAUGGUACUCGUUCUUCUCAAGACUUGAAAUCAAUAUAAAUACAGUAUAUGUAUACUUUUGCCAGAAUUAAAACUACUGGGGUGAUUAAUAAGAAUUACAUCUUAAUCGUAGUGACAGUUACUUUACUUUCAAAUUCGUCGAUGAAAUUAAUCAGUAAGACAUUUGAGGAGAUUGCUUGCUGAAGUUCCUUAAUACAGUAGCUACUGUAUGUUAAGCAUGAUUGAUCCUUGUAAAUCACUUGCACUUUAAUACAUACUCAUCUACAUAUAUACCCAUACUGUAGAUAUGUAUGGGUUUUUUCUCUGUGCUGAAACUUAUGAAAGAUACAAAUGUAUCAUCUGUGUGUCUUUGCUGAUUAGAAAUAAACUAUUAUCAUAUCUGGCAU